This is a messenger RNA of Linum trigynum, 1972 nucleotides long. Lineage: Eukaryota; Viridiplantae; Streptophyta; Magnoliopsida; Malpighiales; Linaceae. The record is from the annotation of a GenBank genome assembly.
AUCCAUUUACGAAUCCACCACUCCAAUUGGAGCUGGAUUAAACAGAUUUGAUAAAUUGCCACCUCUACUUGUUUAGUUACAUAUAUGCUAUAUGAUUAUAUGAACAACAUACUGGAUGGAUUAGAUGAGAUUAAUGAAUUUGAUACAAAAUUGCCACCUCUACUUGUUUAGACAUAUAGCUAUAUGAACAGUAAACGGAGCUUCGUAAUAGUUUUUGUUAUUGUUUGUUGGUUGUAUAACAAGGGUCACAAUUGUAACUACGAUUUGCCACAACACGGUUUCGCUUUGAUUCUAACGUUUGGAUAAUGUGUUGUAUAGCAAAUGUUCUCCUUCACUCAAAGUAUGCUGUUGGCUCAAUGUUAUUUCAUCCACAUAGGUUUGUGCAACAAAGUCAUACUAACUUGAGGCAUUCAGUAGAGGUAUGACCAAUUCAUACGAUUAGACUUUCGACGAUACAGCAUAUUUGCCAUAGAAACUUCCCUCCCGUGGGCCUGAAAGGUUGGAGUCUUUUUCAUUUGGGCUACUACUGAAUUCGGCCCGCAUUCUGAGCCCAUAUCUGCUGACGGAGCCCGAGCUCGCUUCCAGUCCCCGCCAGAAGAACUGACCCGAGUCUCCGCCGCAACUUCUCCUUUCCUUUCCCUUCCCCUCCUCCGGUUCCGUUUUCUUCUGCUCAACGCCGAUCAUCCAGUGACUCAGGGGCGGCAAAUGGCGACGGACAACGCAGCUAGCAAGGGGAAGAAGCGAAAGCAGUAUCUUCCACACAACAAACCGGUUAAGAAGAAAGGUCCUUACCCGUUACAUCCAGGAGUAGAAGGCUUCUUCAUUACCUGCGAUGGAGGCAGAGAGCGCCAAGCUGCUUUCGAGGCUAUGAACGUUAUCGAAACUUUCUAUGAAGAGCUAGUAGAUGGAAAAGGUGGCAAUGUGAAGCUCUCCGAGCAGCCAAGUAAACCACAGAACAAAAAGAUCAAGUUCACAUACUCGGACGAUGAAGAAGAGGAAGUGGGAGAGGAUGAUAAAGCUGAGGAAGAGGUAGAGGAUGAUAAAGCUGGGGAAGUGGAUGGGAAGAAGGACAAUGGGGACGUUGUGAAAGCUGAAGAUAACUCUUCAGGAAAUGGCACUAAGAUUGAGACUAAAACGGCUGAAGGGGCGAGUGUUCCAUCUGUGGGUACUGAGUGUAGUAACAACGAUCAAUCAGAAGAGAAGACCAGUAAUGAAGGAGAAGUAACCAAAGAGCCUGCUGCGGAGCCACCAGUGAAAAAGCAGUGCAUUGAAACCAAUGAUUCAAAAGGUGCUGCUGUGGCCAAAGUGGAGGAGAAAUCUAUUGACAAGCUUAUAGCUGAAGAGCUGAAAGAACUCGGGGACAAUAGUAAGAGACUUCUUGUCAAUCUCGAUUCUGGCUGCAAUGGUGUUGUUUUUGUUCAAAUGCGCAAGAGAGAUGGAGGCCCUUCUCCGAAGGAUGUUGCACAGCACAUGAUGACAACUUUGGCAUCAACGAAGAAACACGUGUCAAGGUUUCUCUUAAGAAUGUUGCCAGUUGAGGCAUCCUGCUAUCCUUCAGACGAGGAAAUUUCGAGGGCAAUCGCACCACUUGUCGCGAAGCACUUCCCUGUGGAUGCUCCAGAACCACAUAAAUUUGCCGUCAUGUACGAAGCGAGAGCAAACAGUGGAAUCGACAGGGCAAAGAUCAUAAAUGCAGUGGCGAAGGCCGUUCCUGAGCCUCAUAAAGUUGAUCUCAGCAAUCCUAACAAGACAAUCAUUGUCGAAAUCGUGAAGACAGUUUGCUUGAUUGGAGUUGUAGAGAAGUACAAGGAGUUGUCCAAGUACAACAUCAGGCAGCUCACCUCUUCCCCACCAAAGCAGUAGAGACCGCCAUACAUGUUCAAGAGUCAAGUUUUCAGAUACAUUCUCUUAGUUAUUUAUGUAAAACAGGUGGAGAAUUAAUAUUCUGCAUCAAUGAAUUUCCUGGAGUUGA